AUGGCCGCCAGCAGGAAUACUUUUGGAAUUUUCUCGUCGCGAAUUUGUCAAUUUUAUAGAGAAUCUCAUGGACUGAGAGUUCCCGUAUGUAACCUCUCAACAAGUCAAGUUUGUCACAAGAAGACACCUCAUACAGUUGGUGUCCCUGCUUGGGCCAAAGCUGGAUUAAGAAGAAAGAAAGUUUUAUUGGAAAUGAAGAAACCAAAAUCGGAGAAACAGAUCCAAGCAGAAUUUAACCUGGAAAAUGACCCAACAGAACUUAACUUGUAUACCACGACUAGGAAGGGUCCUCUCCCAGAAUACACAGCGGACUCAGAGAGUCGAAUAGAAAAAGCCAAGAUAACAAUGUCAGCUGACAAGACAAUGUUUGUUUGCUACCACCCAGCCAAGCCAUUUCCUCUACAGUUUUCUAAGGACAUCGGUUAUCAUGUAUGGUGGCACCAGGAUACCGAUUACACUGAAAACUAUCGAGAUCAUUUGACAAAGGAAGAGGUCGUAGAGGUGAAAAAGCUCCGCGGAGAAGAUCCCAAGGUUUGGACUGUCAUUGCUCUGAGUCGAAUGUUGGAAGUGAAACCUCUGGCAAUACUGUUAGCUGCUACUCUAACGGAUGAACAGAAGUUUGAACUUGAAGUGGAACGAAAGCUUUUAAACGAAUGGAGCGUUUCAAAACGUAAAAUAUACCGAGCUAACCAGGAAUUGGAAAGACUGCGUUACUAUCAGGAAACUAGAGGGAACUCUCCUGAAAAUGAAGGAAAGAACGUCAAGAGCGAAUCCGAUGAGGUUUCUUCUGCAAAAAUAGCUCAAAGUGGAACUUGAGAAUAAGCGACGUAAAACAUGCCGUCAAAAUGAUACUCCUCUCGAAUCAUGUCAGAGUAACAAUGUGUGAAACGUUUUUUAUCAGAACAAUGGUUUAUUUUUAUGUGGCUGAAGAGAGAAGAUUUACAUCCGCGCUCUUCAACUGAAGUAAUGACAAAAGAAAUUGUUUUUAAAUUAUUUCCUCGACGAGUGGACUAUUUUUGACGAUAUCUGACGUACAUUUUGACCUACUUCACUUCAACCAUAUUCCAUCAAAAAUAAACCAUUAUUUUUAAAAAUCG
Stylophora pistillata is the source of this 1097-nucleotide messenger RNA. RefSeq lists its product as uncharacterized. The record is from RefSeq and is a predicted model, not a curated record. NCBI's taxonomy places the organism in Eukaryota, Metazoa, Cnidaria, Anthozoa, Scleractinia, Pocilloporidae.